AUGAAGUUCCACAUCACGUCCUUCCGCGCAGCGGCGCUUGUCACCCUCAUUGCGAGCGCUGAAGCCGCCAAACAUAGCCAUGGCCACAGCCAUCACCACGAGACUCGUGAUGUGGCACUAGGAAAGAGGAGUGGAAAGUGCGAGUUCCCCUCCGAUGCUGGCCUGGUUGAGAUCACCCCGCAUGAGCAAAACGCCGGUUGGGCUAUGAGCCCCGAUGAGCCCUGCGAACCUGGCAACUACUGCCCUUACGCUUGCCCUCCCGGUCAGGUGUCUAUGCAGUGGGAUCCCAAGGCGACGUCCUACUCUUACCCUAUGUCCAUGAGGGGUGGCCUGUACUGUGACGAGGACGGCAAAAUCCAGAAACCCUUCCCCGACCGCGACUACUGUGAGUCGGCCACUGGUGUUCUCAAGGCCCACAACAAGGCUGGAAAGUCUGUCUCUUUCUGCCAGACUGUGCUGCCCGGAAACGAGGCCAUGCUUAUCCCCACUAUGGUUGAUGAGCUGGCCGAUCUGGCCGUGCCUGGCAUGUCCUACUGGUGCUCUACUGCUGCCCAGUACUACAUUAACGCUCCUGGUGUCACUGCGGAGGAAGGCUGUAUCUGGGGCACCUCUGAGAAUCCCGUCGGUAACUGGUCCCCGUACACCGCUGGUGCCAACACCGACGACAAUGGCGACACCUUCCUGAAGAUCGGCUGGAACCCUAUCUACUUGGAACCCACCACCCCCUUCCGCAAUGUCAAGCCUGACUUCGGUAUCGAGAUUGAGUGUGAGGGUGACGGCUGCAAAGGCCUGCCCUGCAAGAUCGACCCUGCUGUCAACGACGUCAACGAGAUGAUCGGUAAGCCCUUCGUUGGCGCUGGCGGCGCCACCGGCUGCGUUGUGACCGUCCCCAAGGGCGAGACCGCGCACAUUAUCGUCUUCGAGAAGGAGGGUAAUGGCAGCACCUCGUCCGAGACCGUCGAGGUUUCUACCAGCACUCCUACCUCCACUAGCAGCUCUAGCUCCAGCACUAGCACCUCGACUCCCACUCCUACUCCGACCAGCACUAGCACUACUGAGACCCCCACCUCAACCUCCACCUCUACUCCUUCGGAGACUUCGACCUCGACUCCCACUUCUACGUCUACCUCCACCUCUUCUACUACGUCUUCCGUCUUGAGCGUCACCAGCCCCAGCACCCGCCUGCCCAAGUCGAGCCCGACACUAAGCUAUACCUACCAGCCGCAUGUCCUGACCGGUUCUGCUGAAAUCCAAGCGGCCUCCUCGACCACCGCUGCCGCUGCCGCUGCCUCUACAUCUUCCGCCACUGGCGUUGCUACUAGCGCCACAGUUUCCAUGUUCACUCUAGCCUUCGGCGCCAUUGCCGCUAUGGUCGUGAACUUCUAA
Penicillium egyptiacum is the source of this 1386-nucleotide messenger RNA. NCBI's taxonomy places the organism in Eukaryota, Fungi, Ascomycota, Eurotiomycetes, Eurotiales, Aspergillaceae. The record is from the annotation of a GenBank genome assembly.